Messenger RNA from Bathycoccus prasinos, 1488 nucleotides. RefSeq lists its product with no specific name. Gene Ontology annotation, molecular function: pre-mRNA 3'-splice site binding; poly-pyrimidine tract binding. Gene Ontology annotation, cellular component: U2-type prespliceosome; nucleus; commitment complex. The transcript has a single exon. Lineage: Eukaryota; Viridiplantae; Chlorophyta; Mamiellophyceae; Mamiellales; Bathycoccaceae. The record is from RefSeq and is a predicted model, not a curated record. The coding region runs from base 1 to 1488 and encodes 495 amino acids. Gene Ontology annotation, biological process: mRNA processing.
AUGCGAGAACGAAGCGAAUCCAGAGAAAGGAACGACGAUUGGAAUCGCGACGAGAAUAACAACAGUGACGAUCACCAUCGACGGGUGGAAAAGAUUCCAAUUUGGACGAGACGACGGCCGACCGGUUUCGACGUCAUGCCCGAAGGUAAACAUCCCUUUUACUCUCUCUCGCUUUUAACAACAACUCACGAAUCUCUCUUCUUUCAUCGAAUCAUCACAGAAGGCGCGGACGACGAGAACAACAACAAGAACAAAUCAAACAUAAAUCCUUACGACAACAACAACAACGGGAACAAUGCGAAUAACAUGAACCCGCACAUCAGAGCGCAAAAAAUCACCAGUCACAUCCUCGAAGAAGCGCAAGCGACGAGGCACGCGAGACGAGUAUACGUCGGCGGGUUUCCGCCGAACGUUUCGGAAGUGCGCGUGGCGGAUUUUUUCAACAACGCGUUGAUGGCGGUUGGAGGGAUAGCGGAAACGCAAACGGAAGGGAACGCGAAUCCAGUCGUGAACGUGUACAUGAACCACGAGAAGCACUUCGCGUUCGUAGAGUUUCGGAACGCGGAAGAGACGUCGAAUUGUAUGGCUUUAGACUCGAUUUCGUUCGAUUCGUCGCAGCUUAGAGUGAGGAGACCGAACGAUUACAAUCAACCGGCGGCGAUGAAGUUAGGGCCGAUCGUGCCGAAUAUUAAGAUGAAUUUAGAAGCGAUUGGUUUGUCGAACGAAGUUUUGCAGAGAAUGCAAUCUGGAGUCGCGUCUGGGCAAAAUAACGGUAACGCGAAUGGAUCCAACGUCGCCGAUCCGAACGAAGAUCGCGUGUUUGUUGGAGGCUUGCCGUAUUUCUUAACCGAAGCGCAAAUACGCGAGCUGUUAGAAGCGUUUGGUCCAAUCACUAGGUUUGAUUUAGUCAGAGAUAGAGAUACCGGAGGAUCGAAAGGCUACGGGUUUGUCGUGUACAGAGACGGCCCGGCGAUUACCGAUAUCGCCAUCCAAGGUUUACACGGCAUGCAAAUGGGCGAUAAACAGUUAACCGUGAGAAGAGCGAACGCGACGCUAGAACGAAUGCAACAAGAACAACGAGCAGCGUUACAACAGCAGCAACAGCAACAUCAGUUAUUAGGUAACGGUGGCGCGGCGGCGCAAUUUCUUCCGCAAUCUGCCGCUCCUGCUGCGCCCGAGGUAGAUGAAAACGCGACGGAAUGUUUAGUCUUGAAAAACAUGGGCAUCAAAGACGAAGAGUUGAACGAUCCGGAGGAGUACGAAAUCAUCGUCGAGGAUACGCAGGAAGAGUGCGAAAAGUUCGGGAAGGUUCUGGGGAUGAAGAUCCCAAAACCACCGUCGAAGAGCGCGGGUGUGGUGUUUGUGCGUUUUGAAACCGCAGAGAGCGCGAGAAAAGCGAGGAAGAGUCUAAACGGGAGAAAGUUCGCCGGUAAUAUCGUGAGCGCUCAGUACGACUCGAUCGAAACGUACGAGAAGCACGAUUCGUGA